Solanum tuberosum (potato) is the source of this 1477-nucleotide messenger RNA. RefSeq names its product F-box/kelch-repeat protein At3g23880-like. Lineage: Eukaryota; Viridiplantae; Streptophyta; Magnoliopsida; Solanales; Solanaceae. The record is from RefSeq and is a predicted model, not a curated record. Gene Ontology annotation, molecular function: protein binding. The transcript has 3 exons. The coding region runs from base 1 to 1371 and encodes 456 amino acids.
AUGGCACAAAAGAAGAAGUGUGCAGCCUCCCAUGGCCAUGGAAAUUUAGCAAAUAGAAAAGCGAAGAAAUCCAUUCUAAAACCUAAUAUUAUUAUUACCAACACAGAAAAGUUUGAUCAGAUUAGCAAUGGAGAAGAAGAAUCUACCCGAAAAUUCAAUCUUUCCAGAUGCCAACACAAGAAGAAGAAGAAUCAAAUUUGCAAAGGGAAGAGCAUUUCAAAUGAUAAUACACACCAGAUGGAGAUUCAUCAGGUCACAAGAAUUCAUUUCCAAGAGGAAAUAAUGAUGGACAUCCUCCGCACGUUACCUGUGCGGUCUCUUCUUCGGUUCAAAUGUGUUUCAAAAUUUUGGAAGUCAUUAAUUAAUGAUCCUUACUUUAGGAGGACACAUUAUAUUCAUAACAGGGAUGACCAAAAUUCCCAAAAACUUCUUACCAUCGAAAGGUUAUUUAUGAAGGAUUUUGACUUCUAUACUUGUUCUUUAUCGAUGCGUGAGGAUAAACAAAAGCUUGAUUGGCCUUCAAGCUGCAAACCAAAGAUUGCCUUAAUAUUUUGUUCUUGUGAUGGAUUGGUUCUUACUCUUGUUUCUUCUGGAGGAUAUUAUGAGGAACUUGUGUUGUGGAACCCGUCCACAAGAGAAUCCAGACUACUUCCCCAUCCAGAAUUUCCAGUGAGGACUUGUGUAUGUGGAUUGAAAUAUGAUGCAACUAGUGAAGACUAUAAGAUCCUUGCAAUUAGCCUGAAUGCAAUUGAUAGUUCUUAUACUUCGAUUCAAUUAUUCUCUCUAAAGAGUGGUUCCUGGAGAAGAAUUGGUUAUCCUACUGGCAUUAAGCCUAAGCCUGUUAGGGGUUUUAUGGAUAGUGGUAUGGAUUAUUUGGCAUUUCUACAUGGAGCAUUUCAUUGGCUUGCUAUGUCAUGCUCUGGAUAUUAUACUACCGUUUCAUUUAAUAUUUCAAAUGAGGUGUAUGGGGAGGUACCGUUAUUGGAGCAAAUGUUUGGUGUAAGCCCCCGCUACUACAUCAUCGACCAUGGUGUUUCAGUAUUGAGAGGAAUGCUUUGCUUUUAUUCUACACAUAAUCAUUGGACGGAGGGCAGGAUCGGCACUUUUAAGUUGUGGAUAAUGAAAGACUAUGGUGUCAGGGAAUCUUGGAUUAAGUUGAUUGAAAUACGAGAUACUAAUCUUUUCCAUUCAGCCAGACCAAAAUAUAUGUUUGCAGAUUGUGAAGUGUUACUACAGUGCAAAGGUAACAGAUGUUGUAAUUCUAUAUUCACGACAUCUAGAGGACCAUUUAAAUCAUGCCCUAAAUGUAAUAUCACUAAGCGUGGAAUUGUUUAUGCGGAGAGUUUCAUCUCACCUAAUUCACUUACUUAGUACUUGCAUAUGCUUUCUUUCUUUUUCUUAUGUCGAAGAUUAUGUAACAACCUUUCAUUUUAAUGAAUUUAUUUAUUGCUGCUAAAUUUUGGGUUCUGAAUGUAUU